AUGGCAGUAGACUCGCCCGCUCUUGCAGAUGCGUUGAUUUCUUGGUCAUCAGGGCAUCUGGCCGCGACCAAUGCAUCAUACCGAGUGACAGCCCUGGAAGCGCGGUCUACUGCGCUGCACGCAUUGACGGAGACGAUUUCGUCUGCGCCCGAUGAUUUGACCUGCUGCGAAACGAAUGUAGCAACAUGUUUGGUCCUUUUAACGUCGGAGGUCUGCCUUGGCGAUCAUACUGGAUGGUACUACCAUUUGAAAGGCGUCAAAAAUAUAAUUCUGUCUGCUCAGUCGUCGGGAAGUCAAGGCACACACUUUCGAGGGACGGAUGCCUUGAGACAAAGCUCGGAAGGUCAAUGGAUUUUACGAAACUUUGCUUACCAUGACGUCUUGGGCAGUGUCACGUUAGGGGCCAAACCACUGAUCAGAGCACAGUAUCUUGAAGGAAUCACUGGUCUCGUGGACACCUACCUUGGGGUGGCUUCCGAAAUCUUGAUGCUCAUCUCGGAAAUCAGUUGCCUCGAGCCGAUGGAGUCGGUUUAUGAGUACGUCGACGAGUCAGACGACAGCCCUUCUGUCUUCUUGGGUGGCCGUUAUGCAUCGCUCGAACGCAGAAUUAAAGGCUGGAAAUGCGAGCUUGACACGGCGCCUCCCCUUGAGGCGGUCGCAUACGCAUAUCGGAGUGCCGCUCUUUUAUACCUAUAUCGACGAAUACUGCGUGCCCUUGACGACCGCACGCAUCGUCGCGAAGAACUGUCGUCGAUGAUCAACUCGAGAACUCAGAUUGAGGUCGCGAGGGUUUUGAAACAUGUGUGCGACGUUCCCCUUAGCGACAAACCAGAGACUGCCCUGUUGUUUCCCGUCUUUAUGGCAGGGGCUGAGGCGACCGAAGGAAACCACAUUGAAAUCGUUCGCAUGCGGCUAGUUAUCAUGCAGGGAAAGCGACCAUUUCACAAUAUCUCCCGGGCGCUGCAAGUUCUGGAAGGGCUGUGGACACGGCGUCGAAGUCACAGUGACGUGGAUUGGAGGGACAUCGUAGAGCAGCAACCUGUAGGACUCCUUCUGACCUGA
Aspergillus melleus is the source of this 1062-nucleotide messenger RNA. Its product is annotated as fungal specific transcription factor domain-containing protein. Gene Ontology annotation, molecular function: DNA-binding transcription factor activity; transcription cis-regulatory region binding. The record is from RefSeq and is a predicted model, not a curated record. Lineage: Eukaryota; Fungi; Ascomycota; Eurotiomycetes; Eurotiales; Aspergillaceae. Gene Ontology annotation, cellular component: nucleus. The transcript has a single exon. Gene Ontology annotation, biological process: positive regulation of transcription by RNA polymerase II. Bases 1 to 1062 code for a protein of 353 amino acids.